Messenger RNA from Onychostoma macrolepis, 5238 nucleotides. RefSeq names its product SNF related kinase a (gene snrka). Gene Ontology annotation, biological process: mitotic spindle organization; protein phosphorylation; regulation of cytokinesis. NCBI's taxonomy places the organism in Eukaryota, Metazoa, Chordata, Actinopteri, Cypriniformes, Cyprinidae. Gene Ontology annotation, cellular component: chromosome passenger complex; spindle pole centrosome; spindle midzone. Gene Ontology annotation, molecular function: tau-protein kinase activity; protein serine/threonine kinase activity; ATP binding. The coding region runs from base 377 to 2785 and encodes 802 amino acids. The transcript is spliced from 6 exons. The record is from RefSeq and is a predicted model, not a curated record.
GCAGUUCACUGGUUUCAGGGCGGAGAGCGAGAAGCGCUGAGAGUCGCACUUCCACCAGCAGCCUUUACACACACACUGAUCAGUACUAACCUCACACACUCACACACACACUCACUCACACAUACACAUACACACACACACAGGGCUGGAUUCACACUCAGCCGGGCCGUACCUCUGCCGUCUUCGGAUCUACAGCCGCCGGAACGUUUAGGAGUUUUAAGUGGUUUUAAUGUUCGCCGGAACGAGCGGACCCUGCCAUCAUGGGAUUGCUGUUACCAGCCAAUGUGCUGAAGUGAGCUGGAUUUUUCCUCCGGUUUAAGCCCCACCCCUCCCCGAGGGGCCACUCCCCCUCCAUCCCACCGGAGGACCAGCAAUCAUGGCGGGAAUCAAGCGCGGGUACGACGGAAAGAUCGCUGGACUAUAUGACCUGGACAAGACGCUCGGCCGUGGCCAUUUCGCCGUGGUCAAACUAGCGCGUCAUGUCUUCACCGGCGAAAAAGUGGCAGUCAAGGUAAUUGACAAGACCAAGCUUGACACGGUCGCAACCGGUCACCUGUUCCAGGAGGUCCGCUGUAUGAAACUUGUCCAGCAUCCCAACAUCGUUCGGCUCUACGAGGUCAUUGACACGCAGACCAAGCUCUACCUGAUCUUGGAGCUCGGCGAUGGUGGCGACAUGUUCGAUUACAUCAUGAAGCACGAGGAGGGACUGAAUGAGGAGCUGGCCAAGAAAUAUUUUGCCCAGAUCGUGCACGCCAUCUCGUACUGUCACCGGUUGCAUGUGGUUCACCGUGACCUGAAGCCGGAGAAUGUGGUGUUCUUUGAGAAACAGGGCCUGGUCAAGCUCACCGACUUUGGCUUCAGUAAUAAAUUUCAGCCGGGAAAGAAGCUGACCACCAGCUGUGGCUCACUGGCUUAUUCUGCCCCUGAGAUCCUGCUGGGAGAUGAGUAUGAUGCACCUGCUGUGGAUAUCUGGAGUCUAGGGGUCAUCCUCUUCAUGCUGGUGUGCGGUCAGCCCCCUUUCCAAGAGGCCAAUGACAGCGAGACCCUGACUAUGAUCAUGGACUGCAAAUACACUGUACCUGCCCACGUCUCCAACGCUUGCAAAGACCUGAUAAACCGAAUGCUACAAAGGGAUCCGAAGAGGCGAGCGUCGCUGGAGGAGAUCGAGAGUCACGCAUGGCUUCAAGGAGUGGACCCAUCUCCAGCCACCAAAUACAACACCCCACUGGUGUCUCACAAGAAUCUGUCAGAAGAGGAACACAACAGCAUCAUCCAGCGCAUGGUGCUGGGAGACAUCGCUGACAGAGAAGCCAUCAUCGAAGCCCUGGAGACAAACAAGUACAACCACAUCACUGCUACUUACUUCUUGUUGGCUGAACGGAUCCUGAGGGAAAAGCAGGAGAAAGAGGUGCAACCUCGUUCUUCCAGCCCCAGCAACAUCAAGGCACACUUCAGGCAGUCAUGGCCAACCAAAAUCGACAUGCAUCAGGACAUCGAGGACAGCUUAGCCUCUUCGUCCAUCUCUCAUGCUGGGGGUCCACAGUCUCCUGCUCGCAGUACAGAGAAUCUGCUAAACGGUCACCGCAGUAAAGGGCUUCUGGAAGUGAGCCGUAGAGAGGAGAUUAGCGAAGCCUCCAGCAGCUCUGCUGCACCUGCUUCUCUGCCCCCAAACCCCCUUAAACCUGGGGUCAUGGCCCCCCUUGCAUCUGCUUCAGCCAAGCAACGAACCUGCCUCUUUCGGGUGGAAGAAGAUGAGGAGGAGGAAGAAGAACAGGAGCCUCCACCAUUGCCCACUCAGGUGGUCCUACGCCGCAAACCACUGUCCAUCACCAACCGGCUUACGUCUCGAAAAAGCGCCCCAGUGCUCAAUCAGAUCUUCGAGGAGGAAGGCGAAUCAGAUGAUGACUUUGACAUGGACGAGAGUCUUCCACCCAAGCUCAGCCGGUUGAAGAUGAACAUGGCAUCUCCUGGUACGGCUCAGAAGCGCUACCACCGGCGCAAAAGUCAGGGCCGCGGUUCAAGCUGCUCUAGCUCUGAGACCAGCGAUGAUGAUUCAGAGAGCCAUCGCAGACGACUAGACAAAGACACAGGGUUCACCUACAGCUGGAACCGCAGGGACAGUAGUGAGGGUCCACCUGGAAACUCUGGGGGCAAUGGUGGUGGUAGUAGCGGAGGACAGAGCAAACCAUCUGGGGAAGGCAACUCAGGACCAGACAAGGGCAGCCCUCCAGGAGGAGGGAAUGGUGGUAGUACAGGAGGGGGCAGUGGAGGUGGUGGGAGUACAAAAGGACAGGGAGACCCUUCCAGCUGUUCCCGUAGCAGCAGCAACAACGCUUCAUCUGGCUCGACACGUAGUGCAGCUCGGAGUGCUGGGGAACUGGUAGAGAGUCUGAAACUCAUGAGUCUAUGCUUGAGUUCCCAGUUUCAGCAUCGCAGCUCUGGAGGAGGUGGUGGUGGACGGUUUAUCCUAGAUCCUCAGAGCCUGUCCAGCGUUAAAGUCCAGGAGAAGUCCUCUUGGAAGAUGUGCAUUGGCUCCAACAAUAGUCUGGACAAAGUGAUCAACCCUGCCUUGAAUGGCGGCGUUGGGGCAAUGGAGCAUUAUCAAGACCAAACGGCAGUCAUGUUAAAUGAACUUGGCCUGGUCAAGGAGAACAACCUGAACUUGAAAAAUAAUGUUCUCCAGCUACCUCUGUGUGAAAAGACCAUCUCCGUGAACAUCCAGCGAAGCCCCAGAGACGGGCUACUCUGUGCCUCAGCCCAGGCCAGCUGCUGUCAGGUCAUAUGAUGGCAUGGCACACGGCUGGUUCUCAGAGUGGAUUGUUCCUAUUGCCACAUUUGUAGCAUAUGAUGACUUGAGUUCUCCACCAGUAGCUGUAUAUGACCUCUCUUGAUCCCAACUUGACCUUUAAACCUGCCUUCUAUGUCGUCUUAAUCAUUCUCACAACUUAUUUAUUAAGUUCUCCUCUUGGACCCAUUGGUUUUUAAUGAAGUGCACGCUGCUAUCCUUUUCUUUUUUUGUGUCUUUAUUUGUUUUGCCCAAUUAGACUUUAUUAUUUGUUUUUCAAGUCCUGCUCAUUUUGCUUUUUAGCCCUUGAAAUGAAACGCUCUUAAUAUGAAUUCCAUGGUUCCAACACCACCCAAUCAGUCAAGAGUUGUGGAAACUGUAUGUAUAAAUAAAUGACCUUUAAUAAAGUGAGAUUUAAAUUAAGACCAACAGUAUGAUAGAACAGAACAUGGCAAUUCAUAAAACAAGCACUUAAAGAAACUCAACCACAACUGGUUUUGUAAAUUUUAGCCCCGAUAUGAUUGUAAUGAGAUGGUAAUACAGUAAAAGCAAUAGUGAGAGUAAAGAACAAACCCUUUUUUAAUUCAUAGUGCUGUCUGAUGAGUCUUAAACUGAAUGACCAUUUUGCACUUUUUUCACCUUUUUUUUUUUUUUUUAAGUGCUAUUGACUGUUUCCUUGCCACCAUUUAUAAAUGUUUAGUAUAGAUAAACUUUUGAGGUUAAUGACAAUCAGUUGCAAUAACAAGGGAUACUUUUAAUGGAUAAUUUCCAAAAGGGGGCUACAGAUUACUCAGAUUUUUUAAGUGUUUUAUUUGAAUAUUAUUAAAACACAUUCACCAUGUUCUUAAAUUACUUCUUUCUUUCUUUUUUUUUUUGGUAUAUUUCAGUAAACAUUUGGGAUUUAAGUGCAAUUUAUACAUGUUCAAGCUGUUAAAUUUUGUAAGUCCAUCUGCGACAUGCCCUCUAAGUAAUAAUGUUUUGCCAAAUUUGCUACCCAGACAGCACUGUGGAUACACCCACACAUAAAUGUGUUCAUCCUAGUUUUUAUCAAAUUAUAAAAUUAGAAUUGCACUACAGAAUAAGUAUAGUCCACAAUUAGGAUACUUUGAAUACCAUACAAAUCACAGCAGGGGUAAUUAGCCUUUACAAUACUGUUACUGCCAGAGCAAAAUCAAACCCGCAGACAGUGACAGUUUUCAGUUUGUGUAGUACAGAAUACCGUUGAGUCAGUACCCCUCUUUCUCAGCGUCAUUUAUUAAAACGAAAUUUGAAUAGAGAAAUUAUUUUAUCAUUGAGGAAUCUUCUUUGGCUUAAUAAAUAAUUUUCGGUUCCAGCCCAUAAUCCUCUAUCUCACCCCUGUUGUUCUUGUACCAUUCAGCUUUGAGUUACUGUAUAUACCAGUCUCAGAAUCGACUGGCCUUAGGGGAUGUUUAUAAGUAUGUACAUAUAUUUUUUUAAAAGUUUAUUUUUUUGAAAGAACUGCUGUUUUAAAAUGCUGUUUUGGAUAUGUGAGCCUUGAACUGGCUUAUAGUUGGGAUAAAAUGGGGCUUUUUUUUGUCACCUGGCCACCUGAUAACAGAUAAAAAAAUGCAUGGUAUGUCUUCUAUUCAGUGGAUGGCCACUCUUUCAGGAAAUAUGGCUUCAAGAGUUGGCCAUUGGGUGACCAUCGACUGGUAUAGAUAUAAGUCAAAGAUCUACAGGACUUGUGAGUGUGAAAGAAUCGGUUGCGAGAUUUAAAGGGCAUUUGCAAUAAGCUAAGCUAUAAGUUGCAGCUAUGUGUAAAUAUAAUUUUGUUUUGUUUUUAUAUUUCAAACCUGUACAUCCUUCAAAUGGCUCACUUGACCCAAAUUAUCUUAAGUAUUUCUGUUUGUUUUGUCUUUUUUUGUUUUUAAAAAAUAAAGUCUGUAAAUAUUGGUGUAAAUAUGGUGCUCUACACUUAGAAAUGCAGUGUUGGACUUCUUGUUCAUAGCUGUAAUAUAGCCUUAUUAGAUAUGAGUGUCAAAAACAGAGCAAGGGAGGUUGAAAAGAAAACAGUGCUAUAUGCAUAAUGUCAGUCUCUGACUUUGUCCUACCCUAAUGUAAACAGCUAAACGACAUGUGCAUGUGUUGUGCGUUUGACAUUAUUGAUCCACGUUCAUUCAGAGGAAAAGAACCACCACAAAAUGUUACAGGACCAAACCAUGUACUGGCGUUAAAAGAAAAGUAAAAAAAAAAAAAGAGAGAGAAAAAACAACUUUGAAAAAGCAAAAUGAAUAAAUGUUCUGUUGCUGAAACUUGUCUUUAAAAGUUACAUAUAGCUAUCUAUGGUGAUGUCCAGAAUUAAAUGUGAAAUAUGUUGUCUUUAAAACUGGACUUCCUUUGUCCUUUUUUUUGUGUGGGAGCCCUGCUUUUUUCUCAUUGAAGAGCUUGUUUUACUCCAAAGUAGAUAACGGGAAUAAAACGGUAAUAUUUCA